AUGAAUACAACGGAUCAACGGCGUCCUGCUCUCCUAUUCCCGCUCAUCUUUCCACCAGGGCUAGAUAUUACAAAGCAGAAACAGGUCAAGACGCACGUGGAAACCUUUACAGACGCUAUUUGCGACGCGGUCUUCCUUAGAAAGCGGAAGAGCCCAAAGAUGAUGGUUGAGCUCUCUCUGCUUCGUGUGCAACCGGAGCACAGUGCUAUUCAGCGGAUCAUUUUAGAUAAACUUAAGAAGCAGCGAGGACUUGAGCAGCAUGUUCAGCUAGUUACGUAUCCCUUUGAAGGUGAGGAGCUUCGGCCCCUUGAGUUUUUGCAUUCGCUACCGACAUUUCUUGCAAUUCCAUGUGAUCUAGGAGCCUCCAGUGGGCUGGGGUCUUUAAAGGCGGUCAUCCCCUCGUGCCUUUUCUCUCAGCCCUUCUACGAGCUUCUAACCAUUCCGUUCUAUCAGGCAGUAGUGGACGGGGAUCCAGAAUUGCACCCCAUCAUGUCUGCUCUGAACACUAACUUUCAGACAUUCUAUCAGAAGAGUGCAUCAGUUGCCGGACAAACGGCUACUAUUGGUGCCCCCACCACACAACAGGCUGCUCUUUUAGAUGCCCUUCCUACUGCGUGCAUCAAGGGAGGUCAUAGGAAGGCGAAGCUCUUUAUGCUUCCCUUUGCAUGGAACCUCGACCGGAUCAAGGCUAUCCCCAAGAGUUUACACACAGAUGCCUUGGCAUCGCUGGUUGAUAGUGUAAUACAAAGGUAUGUCGAUUUGCUCACCUCUAUAACAGAGGGCAGAUAG
This is a messenger RNA of Giardia duodenalis, 789 nucleotides long. RefSeq lists its product as uncharacterized. Bases 1 to 789 code for a protein of 262 amino acids. Lineage: Eukaryota; Fornicata; Diplomonadida; Hexamitidae. The transcript has a single exon. The record is from RefSeq and is a predicted model, not a curated record.